AUGAGUUUUGCAAGCAAAGUGGUAAUAGUAACUGGCGCUAGUUCCGGUAUCGGAGCUGCCACAGCGGUGUUGUUCGCUAAGGAAGGUGCUGACGUGGUGAUAGUUGGUAGGAAUGAGGUUAAACUCGCUACUGUCGCAGAAGAAUGUACCUGCAACGGUAAAGCACCACUUGUCAUCAAAGCUGAUAUGUCUAACGAUGACGAUGUCAAGAAAAUCAUUGAUGAAACAAUUGACAAUUAUGGUAAACUGGACAUUUUGGUAAACAAUGCCGGAAUGGGUGCUUUUGGUGGCAUAUUAAGCGACACCGCUGUGAGCACUUAUGAUAAAGUAAUGGCUGUAAAUAUGCGUGCAGUUGUUCAUCUAACUGCAUUAGCUGCACCACAUAUUGUCGAAACCAAGGGCAAUAUUGUAAAUGUAUCCAGUAUAGCAGGAAAGAAAGUUUUAACGGGAAGUUUUCUAUCCUACAGUCUCUCAAAAGCGACUUUAGAUCAUUUUACGCGUUGCAUUGCUUUGGAAUUGGCACCAUCUGGUGUAAGAGCGAAUACGGUCAGCCCUGGUCCAGUUAAAACGGACUUUAUGGAUAAUGCUGGCGUGCCAGGUGUUAACUGGGAUGAAAUGGGCGCAAUCGUAGCACUUAAAAGAUACUCGGAAUCUGAAGAAAUUGCCGAAAUGAUUCUUUAUUUAGCCAGUGAUAAAGCUAAAGGAAUAACCGGAUCAGAUUUUAUUACAGAUAACGGAGGCCUUUUGAGAUAUGAUGUUCCACAAUAUUAA
This is a messenger RNA of Achroia grisella, 771 nucleotides long. RefSeq lists its product as uncharacterized. The transcript has a single exon. Lineage: Eukaryota; Metazoa; Arthropoda; Insecta; Lepidoptera; Pyralidae. The record is from RefSeq and is a predicted model, not a curated record. Bases 1 to 771 code for a protein of 256 amino acids.